Molecule: messenger RNA, 2324 nt
Organism: Anarrhichthys ocellatus (wolf-eel)
Lineage: Eukaryota; Metazoa; Chordata; Actinopteri; Perciformes; Anarhichadidae
Product: B-cell scaffold protein with ankyrin repeats
Exons: 16
Coding region: 1-1863 (620 amino acids)
Biological process (GO): negative regulation of B cell activation; negative regulation of phosphatidylinositol 3-kinase/protein kinase B signal transduction; B cell activation
Molecular function (GO): protein tyrosine kinase binding; signaling receptor binding
Source: RefSeq, a predicted model, not a curated record
AUGUCUAAAACUGAGCAGCUGUUAAUCAUCUAUGAGAUGGAGGCAGAGCAAUGGGCAACUUAUCUGCAUUCAGUCUUCACUGGUCAAAUCUCAGAGGCUGGGAUCUGCUGCUAUGACAUCGCUGCAGUGUCCAGUCAGCGGGAAGACUUCCUCAGGCUGGUCCAGUACACCUGCAAGCUCCUGGUCCUCUCCAAGGGAAUGCUGGAGGGUCUGUGCCAGAAGCGGCGCUUCUUCCUGGCCCGUGUAUUGCGUCCUGCAGCUCAUGUGGUGGUGCUGCUGUGUGGGGUGGAGUGUCUGACCCCACUGCUGGAGCUGGUGCCCCUGAACGGCGACGAAUGCCUGCAGAUCUCCAGUGAACAAGAUGCUCAUGAGUACCUGACCAUUGUGACUGAUAUUGUGGGAAAAGGUGUGUUAGCGGCGGCAAAUGUCAACCCCUUGACGCGUCAACAAUUAGGAUCAGAGCAAAAGGCGGAACAAAUGCAGUCAAGUGUCAAAUCCAACAUUGUGGUCGUUCCCUCCAGAGUUCCAUGCAGGAGCUCUACGGAAGUGUUCAUUCUGCUGAAAAAUGAGUCGGCUGGCAGCGACGCUGAGGUCGAGUUCACUGGUGAGAAUCAGACGCUGAGGGUGAAGCCUGCGUGCUGGAAUGAGCGGAUCCUGUGUGUCAAUGCACCAGAUUUUCCAGCAGGAAAUGUAAGCGUGACCGUGUAUAGCAGCGGGGUGCCACUGAGCAAGGCACAGCUGCAGUACUACAGCAACAUGGAGGAAAUAACCUCCCUUCUGGCGAGGGCAGCAGACCCUGUUGAUUUCAUGUGUCAGGCUCUUCAGGAAUCCUCUGUGGAGAAGCUGGACCAGAAGUUGUCCUCCAUGUUGUUGGUGGGCAUGCCCGGCGGAGGAUUUCAGGGACUGCAUUGUGAAAACACACCUGGAAGAGAGCUCCACCAUGCAGAUGCACCAUCGCUCCUCCACUUCGCUGCCCGGUAUGGAUUCAAGAGCGUCUCCAGCCUGCUCCUGCUGUGUCCAGGUGCUGAGCGAGCGAUGCACACAGCCAACCACCAUGGACAGACGCCCAGUGAGAUCGCCAAGAGUCACGGCCAUACAGAGCUUCACGUCUUAUUGAAGGAAACACUGAAUAUGUUCGGCUCAGACGAGGACGAUGGGGAUGGGGAUGCCGGUUUGUACGAAAGGAUGUGCGCUGCAGGGACUCCUUCCACCGCAUAUCCACAAGAAGAGCACGGAGAGGGGGAGGAUGAGGAUAUCUAUGCACCGCUGGGGGCGAGUGAUGAAUACGACACCAUCCUGAACUCCACAAAAGCCGUGGUCAUUGCCAGUCGCCCACCAGCGCCCACGCCUCGGCCCGAGAUCACCCACGUGGAGGACAGAACCCCUUACAUCAUUAAAGUGUUCCAGCAGAAGAAGACACCGCAGCGCGACGCUGAUCUGUAUUCACUUCCCACUAAACAAGUUGCUGCACGCGGGCGGGAGGACAGCAUCUCCUCCACCUACGAUACCUUUGUGCCAAACCAGACAAACGGGCUGCAGCAGCAGCUCAUCGAGCUCCAGCAGAGGGUGAAGGCCGGUUCACUCACUGUGGACGGGGCCCUGGAGCGCUUCAGCGAGUGGCAGCGGGCUCAGAAGGGCAUGGACGCCGUCCAGCAGGAGACGUUUAGGGAUCUGAGAGCCAGAACAGUCAACAGCAGAGAGGACGGCGACAGUGUCUAUGAUAAAAUCAACAUCGUUCAUCACACGCCAAGUGUUACAGUGAGUGGAAGUCGAAGGGGAAGCCAAACAGCUGAGUCUGAAUGUUACAGCAAGCCACUUAAAGGACAGCUUCCGAGUUUGUUCUCGAAAGGUGAUAAAUGGUGAAGGCCCCAUCAUCACUCUACAGCGACUCUAUUCUCCCACCAGAUGUUUCACCACAUAUUUACAAAGAGUUGUUUUUCAAAGCAACAGGAGAGUAAUGACAGACUUUCUUUUAUAUAUUUCCUACUGUUUGUUCAUCAGUAAUGUACAAUAUGUGUUACCUUUGUAAGCAAAUGUACAUCUUCAGAAUCAAUUUCUUAAUUUUGUAAAAUGUCGCAUGAAAUUUUUCCACGUCAACAAAAAUCGUAUUAAUUUUGAAAGUUACACUUAAAUUAAUUAGACUAUUUAUUAUAUGUUGAAUUCAAUGUCACCAUAUUGUCAAUAAUUCAGCGACUAAUAUUGUAAUAACUUUGUUAACUUUUCAUGCACAGUGAACAAGUAAAUUAAAUAAAAAAGGGUUAAAAACAGUGUAAAAAGUGUAAUAUGUUUUCAUGGGUCUGUGGAUCAAUAUCCCAGCAAGCGUU